Messenger RNA from Diospyros lotus (date-plum), 812 nucleotides. RefSeq lists its product as uncharacterized. The record is from RefSeq and is a predicted model, not a curated record. The transcript has 4 exons. NCBI's taxonomy places the organism in Eukaryota, Viridiplantae, Streptophyta, Magnoliopsida, Ericales, Ebenaceae. The coding region runs from base 34 to 735 and encodes 233 amino acids.
UUUACUUGUCGACUGAUGUAACUAACUUGUGAAAUGUUUCUUGAGGAACAAAUGGAUGAAAGGUUGUCACAAAUACCCACAGAUGAACAAACCCCAGAUUCGGUAGAAGAUGUCUUUACUCAAAUACUAGGCAAAGAUGGGCAUGGCAGGGUAAGGAUGGGAGGACUUGGAACAUGCCCAACUAAGGUUAGACAAAGACAACAGUAUCAAGUGCCUCAAGAGCAAUAUGACCAAAUGCGUGCGCAAAUUACUGCCGAGCUAGAAGAAAAAUUUCAAGUUCAAAUCCAAAGUCAAGUUCAAAUGCAAGUUCGUGCAAUACUUGAGGCAAUGGGACAUAUACCACCAGCUCCAGACAAUACACCACAACCGAGACAGCCAUCUUCAUAUGCUAGUGCUUCUGCCACACAUGCAAGCACACCAUCACCCGAAGCUGAAUGCGCUGGAUUAUCGAUACCAGAAUGUGAUCAUCAUUUAGAGAUUAGUGAAUUUGUUCACUUGAUGAAUAGACGAAUACCUCGCCACAUUGUUGCUGAGGCAAUUAUUGUGUCCAUUGAUCCGACCAAGUCUGUAGGGGGAGUAGAGCUAGGUAAUGAAUUUGUUGAAAUUAGUAUUCAGAAAGUGCUUAAGCCUUUAUAUCCAUUGCCUCGACAAUUUUCUGGGAUGCGUGUUUUGAGGGAUGCUAAUAACAGUAAAACUACGAUACCAUGGAGGGUCUCAGAUAUCGAAAAAAUAUGAUAUACAAUUUUGGUUGGAGCAGCAUGGUGGUGUAAUAAAUAGUUAUCUGAGGUCACUUAGACAUGUUUUAGUUUAGG